CGGAAAAUUUGUAAACAGUAGUAAUUUAACAUACGAGCUGCUCUUGCCACAUGGCAUAUGUAUACAACGAUCUGUGUGUUCCAGUGAAGGCUAUAAUAUCUUUUUUCAAUUUUUAGAAAUAUUUUUGAGUUUCUAUUUAAAGACAACAAAGUGACAUACAUACAUUUAUAAACAUAAAUUAAGUAUCGGAAAACAUGGAGGCUGUUGAAGGAAACAGUGACACGAAACCGGCUGAACAAAUUGUUAAUAUAAAUGAGGAAGUUAAUGUAAAUGUUAAUGAUGAUGAUGAUGAUAAUGAUUUAGAAACGGACGAAGCUAUUCCGGACACUUUAGAUGUAGCACCAGUGAACUUUCAAAUGUCAGUGACCAGUGCGGAAAGUGAACAGGAGUCGGCUGAGCCUACUGCCGAGACACCAAUGAUUGAGAGUAGAAAUGGGAAGCUACAGUAUCAUAUUGGAGAUAUGGAAGUUGUCGAAGUUACUGAAAUUGAAAUGCCGCUGAAACCCGGCGCACCUUCAGUAAUGAACAGUGAUCUCUCGCUACCAGCUGGUUCCCAGUUCUCAGAACUGAACAGUGCUGAGAAUGAUAGCGACAAAGAGGGUCAGGAGCGUGCAACAUGGGGAGGCCAGCUAGAGUUCUUGUUAACGUGUGUCGGGUAUGCUGUGGGACUCGGCAACGUGUGGAGGUUCCCUUAUUUAUGUUAUAAAAAUGGCGGAGGUGCUUUUAUAAUUCCAUAUGUAUUGAUGUUAGCGUUUGUCGGUCUACCACUGUUCUACAUGGAACUUUCAUUAGGCCAGUUUGCUUCACUCGGACCAAUUACUAUAUGGAAAUUUAAUCCAUUGUUUAAAGGCGUUGGGUAUGCCUCUGUGAUAGUGAACUGGUUGAUAGCCCUGUAUUAUAAUGUGGUUGUUGCCCAGUGUAUAUUUUAUUUCUUUGCAUCAAUGACAACAGAAUUACCUUGGAGUACAUGUAAUAAUACAUGGAAUACAGCGAACUGCGCUUAUGACAAUGCAACGAGGAUGGCUGCGCAGGCGUUAAAUUUAACGAUAACCACGCCCACUCAGGAAUACUACAGACGUUAUGUUUUAGAGCAGUCAGAUUCAAUCACAGACUUUGGUACUCCACGAUGGAAGUUGACACUCUGUCUUUUGCUCGCAUGGGUUAUUGUCUGGCUUGUACUACUUAAAGGAAUCCAGAGUCUCGGAAAGGUUGUUUAUUUCACUGCGUUAUUUCCUUACCUGAUGUUGACAAUCUUAUUAAUUCGUGGAGUGACGCUAGAUGGCGCUAUAGAUGGUAUACUCUUCUAUCUGGAACCCAAAUUUGAAAAAUUGCUUGAUCCAAGGGUCUGGUCGGAUGCAGCAACCCAAAUUUUCUAUUCUCUGAGUGCCUGUACGGGCGGUAUGAUCGCUAUGUCGAGUUAUAACAAGUUUGACAACAAUUGCUACAGGGACUCGCUCAUUGUGGCGUGCGUGAACUGUGCAACCAGUAUUUUUGCAGGCUUUGUGAUCUUUUCCAUCCUCGGUUUUAUUGCACAUGAGAAGGGGGUAUCUGUUGCUGCUGUUGCUACUGAUGGACCCGGUUUGGCUUUUGAAGUUUACCCAGAAGCCCUUGCUCAGAUGCCAGUAGCACCAUUGUGGUCUGUCUUCUUUUUCCUCAUGAUGUUAACGCUUGGGUUUGGAUCAGAGUUUUCGAUGGUGGAAUGUCUUCUAAGUGCCUUUGCAGAUGAAUAUCCAGCUUGGUUUACAAGCUCCAGAAUAAGGUCUUUCACAUAUAGAACUACGGUUAUGGUCUUGUGCUUCCUCUUGGGUGUUCCCAUGACGACCAAUGGAGGUAUGUGGUUAUUGAACCUGGUAGACUACAGUGUGAGCGGUUUUCCACUUCUAUUUGUUGGUCUUCUUGAGUGUAUUUCCUUAUGCUGGAUAUAUCAUUUUGACAGAUUUGCAGAAGACAUUGAAAUGAUGUUAGGAAAGAAACCAAACCUGUUCUGGAAAAUCUGUUGGAAAUUCAUCACCCCAUUCAUUAUUGCAGUUGUUAUCUUAAUGAACAUUGUAUUUUGGAAAGAGCCCGAUCUAGACAACAUCACAUAUCCCGCGUCGGCGUUGGUCGUAUCAUGGCUUAUAGCUGCCUUCCCUAUGGUAGCUAUUGUGGGAACAUUCCUUUAUGAAUUCUGUUACAUCUCCGGCGGUUAUGAGCUGAUGAAGAUGAAGAUGCAGCCUACAAAUGAUUGGGGACCAGCUAAUUCUAUAGACAGAGAUCGGCAUGAACGGUAUCAUGGUGACUUCCUGCCAUUAUUUUGUAUGGACCCAACAUUACUUGGUAAACUUAUGGGCAGCAACUUGUCGAACCUUUCAAAUAUAUCGGAAGCGGAAAUGACUAAAAGACUCGGUGGAUUAACACCCGCCCAAUCAGAAGCUGUGUUACAAAUCAUUGCACAUAGCAGCACAAACGUUAAUAAUACGCCAAACCUAUCACCAGCAGCGUCCCUACUCGCAAUUGCACGUUCCAACGGAAGUUUUUCACAGUUAGCAAAUAAUCAAAGAAGACGAAAUCAUACAGCAAGUGAAUGCUCAGAAGUAUAAAAGGAACUGUUAAAAUCACAAACUCUCAUAUUCUUGUUAGGGUCAGCACAGGAAAAAUAUGCAGCAAUGUUUCUAAGACAUGUUGAAUUCCGCUUAUGAUGUUAGUACGGUCUGGUGUUAAACGAUAUCUUCAUGUCAUUGCAUCCUUAGAAGACCUUCGAUUACUUUAAGAAUAUACAGAAAGAGGUAAUUAAAUUAGACUUUCUGUACCUACUGUAAUUAUAUAACAAGAUAAGUGACCAAAAUGAGUCAUUUACAAAUUGAACAUGCAGUAUGUGAAUAUAGAGUCCAGAAUUGUCACAUCCUUACCAAUACAUAGCAAUAAGUUACAAUAAAAACUGAAAGAAAUACAAAUAUUUCUAAUAGGUAACAUCAAUACAUUAUUAUUGUCAGCUCCAAGGAUCUAAGAUGGCAUCAUUUAAUAUCUUUGUGCAACCUUGUACAUUUAUUUUGUCACCAUGGGCUUGUAUCUUUGGAUACACUGACCUAUCAUUAUGGUUUAUAUGAUAACUAUUCAGGAUCUUGUUAUAAUGGCGGUAAAAGGGUCAAUUGACUGUUUUAUUUGUAAUGAUUGAGCCAUCAUUCGAAAUUUGGCUUGCCAAGAUAUUAUUUGUUCAUACUAAUAACUAAACUUAUUUUCAUUUCGUUUUAUUUAUGUCCACUAUCAUUUGCAUUUCAUUAAACAAUGCUAGGGUGUGUAGAUUAUGGUUACAUGUCCCAAAAAACACUGACAUGUCCUUAAUCUAUGAAGGCUCAGUGAAAACAAGCCCCAACAUGUCUUGAAACUGAGCCCCCAACAUGUCUUAGAAAAAAUAUUGCUUCUUGUGUCAUAUUUUAUCAUUCAUUAAACAUCGCUAGGGGGCGUAGAUUAUGGUAACAUGUCCCAAAACACACGGACAUGUCCUUAAUCUAUGAAGGCUCAAUGAAACCGAGCCCCAACAUGUCUUAGAAAAAAUAUUGCUUCUUGUGUCAUCCCUAACAUGUCUUAGGAAAAAUAUUGUUUUGUGUGUCAUAUUUUACCUGUUAACUUGCUGAAUUUGUGUACUGGAUUUGUUCUGCUUUGAAUAUUGAACCUGCCAUUAAAGAUUUCAGUAUCAAAAUACUAAAAAACAUGAACUACAGCAGGUUAAUUAGCCUGGGUUCCAGUCUGUCGAUUUUUUUAUGUGCUUCUGUUCGGCAAAUCGACAGUUGAUACUAUCAAAACCAGAGAUGUUGUGUUAUCUAUGACGAUCGAGUAUGAAAUAGCGCGUAAGUUAUGAAUAAAUAAAAAAAAUAUCAACGCCUGAAUCCCAGGCUACAGGUUAAUGGUUUCACACAAGUCUGAAGUAACUAAUGGUUACACACAAGUUUGAUGAAACAUUUACAGCAAAAAAAUAUUCAGUAGUUGAAUAACUUCAUAAAGAUUGUAUAUCAUUAUGUGUAGUCCAAGGGUCAAAAAUCAUGUCCAUGACAAAAUGUUAUUAAUUUGAGAUUAUGCAAAUGUGUUUACCAUAUAAACAUCGAGACAAAUGUUGUCAUUGUGUUCAUUUUUUUUCUGCAGAGUGAAUAAGUAAAUAAAAAAGAAAGAAAGUAUUAUCAAAAGUGAAAAUUGUUUCACAAAAACAUAAUGUAUAUGAAAGUAUUAACUAUUUUCACAAUUUGUAAAGAUAAUAAAUACAAUCAUAUUUGUUUUCACAAUAAAUAAAAUUGAUAAUUGUUAAUACUGAAUGAGUAAAAAGGAUAAUUGUUUAUACUGAAUAAGUAAAAAAUGAAAAUAGUUUAUACUAAAUAAGUAAAAAUUAAAAUUGUUUAUAAAGAAUAAGUAAAAUAUGAAAAUUGUUUACACUGAAAACGUAAAAAUGAUAUUCGUUAUACUGAAUAAGUAAAAAUGAUAUUUGUUUAUACUGAAUUAGCGAAAAUGAUAAUUGUUAAUACUAAAUUUGUUAAAACAAUAACUGUUUUCACAGAAUUAAUAACAAUGAAAGUUGUUUACACUGGAUUGGAAUUUUUUUUAAAUUUUAAUACUGAAUUAGUAAAAUGAUAAUUGUUUAAACUGAAUAAGUAAAAAUGAUAUCUGUUUACACUGAAUUGGUAAAAAUGAUAUAUGUAUUAUACUGAAUUGGUAAAAGUGACAUAUGUUUUUGUUGAAUACGUGAAAAUGAAGUUAACAGACAGAAAGUGAGACAGACAAGCUUGACAUUUGAGCUGUGUCAUGACAAAACCAACAUAAUGGGUUUGCGACCAGCAUGGAUCCAGACCAGCCUGUGCAUCCGCGCAGUGAAAUCAGGAUCCAUGCUGUUCGCUUACCAACUCUAUUACAAGUAGAGAAACUGAUAGCGAACAGCAUGGAUCCUGAUCAGACUGCGCGGAUGCGCAGGCUGGUCUGGAUCCAUGCUGGUCGCAAACGCAUUAUGUUGGUUUUGUCAUGGCGCGGCUCAUUUGUAUAAACUUUGAUGUAUCGCAAACACCAAAUGUUGUUUCGGUGUUUUAUCAUGUUUAGUUGAGUUUAUUUAUUUAUUGUAAAUGCUGGAUUGUGUUCAUUAUUUAUAGAAUCAGUCAUUUACUAUUUAACAUUAUGUUGUGUUAAAACAGUCAUCUAUUUUAUGUUAGGUGUGAAUAAUGUUUGCAAAUCUUUGAAAGAAUUGUGAAAACUUGAUGAAUCAGAACUGAUGUGAUAUAAUUUAAAUUGAUAUUUUUGUAAUUUAAAGUAACUAAAUUCAUGCUAUAUGAGGUUAACAUGUUAUUUUUUGUCCCCAGUUUGGAGUUUAUAUCACAUGAAAAGGUUUUUACACUUUGUGGAUAUUUGGUGAGCAGCUACAAAAUUUUGCCAACAAAAUCAUGUUACAUGUAAGAAUUAAUAUUUAUAUCAAUAAUGUUUUAAAACAAAUUUAAGUGUGUCCUACAUCUGUCAUUUUGUCCGCCGUGAUAAACUAUAAAUUUACAUGAUCAAAACUUAUGUUUAUUAUUAAAUCUGAUAGUUAACACUUUAGACAUGUUGAAAGUUUUUUCUUGUACAUGUAUAUGAUACUUUUUUUAAACUUAAUGUCUUUACAACUUUAUUGACUUGCCUAAAAUUAUACCAAAAAUGAUAAAGCUAUUUUUAUAUAAAGAUAUUAAGUAAUAUGAUUAGAAAUGAACGGUUAUUAUCGAGUUUAUCAGUAUGUCUGAAUGUCAAUAUUUUGUAUACAAGCAAAGUUGUAUAAGCUGAAUUCAUCCAGAUUUUUUUUUCUCAAAAAAAUGAAUUAAUCUGAAUUCAGUAUCAGGGUUUUCAUUUUUAUAAGAGGCAACAGAUGUGCCAAUAUAAACAAGGGUCAAGGCUGAUAUUUUAAUUGACAGACUGAAAAUACAACUGAUUUUCACUGAUGAUAUGGAACGCCAAUCUGUUAAUAAUGAAAACCCUGAUUGUAUUCAUAAUUCAUAGUCUGUAUGGAAAAAAAAUGUUUCAUUGAAUACAAGUUUAUGUUUUGAGUGAUAUAAGUUAUAAUGGUAGGCAUAGAUCACAGUCAAUAUUCCUUGUGUAUCUCUGUGUCCUGGUGCUGGCAAAUUGGAAUACGCGGUAGUUAAUUGAAUUUAAGGUUUAGUUAUAUUGUUUUGACAAAUAAUUGACUUAUUAUUCUGGGACAUUAUUAACUUAUUCUGGGGCACAGUUAACUUAUUCCGGGACACAAUUAACUUAUUUUGGGACACUAUCAACUUAUUCUGGGACACAGUUGACAUUUUUGUAAGGCAUAUCAUGCAUUCUAGUCAGAAAUAAUUAUCUUUUUUGGAACCUUGACAUUUAUUUUCAGUAUGCUGAAAUCCUUUUAUUUACUAUUAACGGACAACUUCCAAAUUCUGAGGAAAAAAAAAUAUUUUUUUUAAAUUUGGCUACCUGAGCUGAAUUUGUGUAAUGGAUUUGCCUUGCUUUGAAUUAUGAACAGUCCAUGCAAAGUUUAAAAAUGGAUUUCAAAGUCAAAAUACAUAACACAAGCAACCAACGGUAUAGAGCCUGGUCAGACUGGCUGGAUGUGCAGGUUUGAGUGGCUCCGUAUUGGUUGCAAAGGCUAAACAAUUUUCUGUUCCAGGAAAGUAACUGUUAAAAGGUCAUUAUUAAAGUUUGAUUGUUGAGGUAUGGCAUGUUGAUAUCAACAUAUCAUUUUAUCAAUAUCACAAGUCCUGUGUUCAUAGAUUAAUUAGCAAGGUUAUCACAUAUAUGUACUUUUUACAUGUAUAUAUGUAUCAUAUUAUUUUAAUAUUUUCUUUUGAAGAAGUUGCAUUGUAUAUAAAUGUAGAUUAAAAGUUGUAUUUUUAAUGUUUUGUUAAUUUGAUUUUUGGUAUCACUAGUCCAUUUUAAAACAUGAAUUUUGCCUAUGGCUAUGGGCAUUAGCAAUUUACAUUGGAGGAGGAAAGAAAUAUGUUACUGAAAUACCAUAGAGUACAGUUUGGUUUUUUGCCAUAUUUUUUUAAGCAGUAAAAUGUUUAAAUGCAAUCCAGAUUAAGAGGGUGGGCAUUAUGAUGUGACAUAUGUACUGGUUAGUCCAAGAAAUGAUCUCAGUUGUGGCGGAACUAAAAAUCCAAAGCUUUCAUCAUAAGAAAGUUACAUGAUCUCUAACUUAAACUAUUUGUGUGUUAAACUAUUUGAAUAUACAGUGUCAAGUUCACCUUUGACACAGAUUAGAAUCUUCCAGAAUCUAAACGUUGUUGAAUGACGUAUAGAAAUAAUUCCUGCUAAUUGCAGACUGUUUCACUUUGCUAACACACUUUUUCCAUCAAGGCUGACUGUUAUUAUUUAUUGUAUGGUUUUAUUUGGUUGUUUUUGAUGUGUGGGGAAGGGGGUUGGCUAAAAAUGUAAGAAUAUAAAGGGUUUUUUACUUUGUUAAAGGUACACUAUUCCCAUUUCGGAGGGGGAGGGGCAGCUGUGGUUAAAAUUAAAAUAAAAUGGUAAAUAUACAAGGUUUUGUUUUUGUUUAAUUAUUAAAGGCACACUAUUCCCAUUUCUGCUAAAUGUCCACUUAUCACGUUUCUGCUUAAUGUAGCAAUUUUCAGUUUUUUUGCUAAAGUAGGUCUUCUGCUAAAUGUAAACUAGGUACAUGUAAUACAAAAUGUAGCAUUUACUAGGUCAUGCUAAAUGUUAGAUUUUACGAAUGUACUUCUUAUCACGUUAAGUUUUUAUUGUAAUGUGAAGUUUUGCAGUGACACUUUUCUAUUACAGAUAUUUUAUUUACUCUAUUUUAUUUGCUUAAAAUCUAGAACAUAUCUACGCUUUUUAACUGUUCAGUAAUUACUUAUUUCAUUCUGGUUUUCUACUUUGAGUGAUCUUUGAAGAUUGGUAUUAGGUUUAGUUGCAUAUUUAAUCAUGUAUAUGUCUGUAUUUAACAAACAGAUGAUAGGGAAAACCUUACACAAACAAACAAAAAAAUAACAAUAUUUUGAAAACUCCAUCAAUGGUAUGUGAGAGGUCACAAUUUUGUUACUUGACAAUAGGAUACGGACAAGAGCAUGCUCAUGCUCUUGUCCAUAUUAUUCUGCGUACCGCCAAACAGAUUUGCCAUUCAAAAUUACAGGGAGUUAAAUA
Molecule: messenger RNA, 8112 nt
Organism: Ruditapes philippinarum (Manila clam)
Lineage: Eukaryota; Metazoa; Mollusca; Bivalvia; Venerida; Veneridae
Product: sodium- and chloride-dependent glycine transporter 1-like
Exons: 14
Coding region: 195-2579 (794 amino acids)
Biological process (GO): sodium ion transmembrane transport
Cellular component (GO): membrane
Source: RefSeq, a predicted model, not a curated record